Messenger RNA from Penicillium taxi, 1683 nucleotides. RefSeq names its product putative YT521-B-like splicing factor. NCBI's taxonomy places the organism in Eukaryota, Fungi, Ascomycota, Eurotiomycetes, Eurotiales, Aspergillaceae. Gene Ontology annotation, cellular component: nucleoplasm. Gene Ontology annotation, molecular function: mRNA binding; N6-methyladenosine-containing RNA reader activity. The record is from RefSeq and is a predicted model, not a curated record. Gene Ontology annotation, biological process: regulation of alternative mRNA splicing, via spliceosome; mRNA splicing, via spliceosome. The transcript is spliced from 3 exons. The annotation marks the transcript as partial.
AAUAAUUUUGUCAAUCAACACGUGCGAUCAACACAGGUCAACCCUAACCCAGUCUCUAUCGGCUUUGAAGGAAAUGGACAAUAUCCGUCCUUGUCACAUUUUAAUAUGAGCAACAUGGGAUUUUAUGUAUUACCCAAUCCCCAUUCACCUCCAUUACACCAUUAUUCGAACCAUGCACAAGGGAAUGGGUACCCAAAUCAGGCCACUGGCCAGUAUAAUGGGCAGAACGCAGGGGGAAUACAAUACGGCGUUCCAUUUGCACCGGCUUAUGCACAUUAUCCAAUUCCCCAGCACUCGCCAAUUCAACAUGGUCACUCUUCUCAAUAUGCUGCCAACCAAUCGAUACAAAGUAUGAGAGGGGCUCAGACACCUUCUUAUCAGGCAGGUUAUUAUCUCCCUCCAGCGUACACUGCCAAUUACGGGCAUGGAACACAUACGGCUAGUCAAUUACCACAACAAUCCCGUACUCCAGUUUCUUCUGGCCGUCGUUCAUCCGCAACGGUCAAUACAAACUCUAAAAAGGCGGAAACAGACAAGCGAGCUUCUGAGGAAAGUUACGAUGUAUCGAUCGUGGACGGGUCUAAUCCUCCAAAGCCGGCACAUGGCCCAUCGCAUGAACCUAGUUCUCUCGCUCCGUCAAUCUCAUCACCGAGCAAUCUACGAUGGCCUCCACGGAAACCUAAACAGUCCGGCCACGCCUUAUGGGUUGGAAACUUACCUGCCGAAGCAAAUGUGAUAGAUCUUAAGGAUCAUUUUUCACAAGACGCAACUGAUGACAUUGAGAGUGUGUUUCUCAUCUCGAAGAGUAACUGUGCAUUUGUGAAUUACAAGUCGGCGACUGCCAGCACUGCUGCAUUAGCGAGAUUUCAUGAUUCUAGAUUCCAAGGUGUUCGCCUUGUGUGUCGAUUACGGAAGGGAUUUUCAGUGCCGGGAUCUGGUCUCUCGCUAGCAAUUUCUCCCAGGUCGCGAACUAACGAAUAUACGGCGGUCAUUCCAAACGGUGAAAAACGGGAUCUGGCCGAGGGUCCCUCUCCCUCACUCGAGAGGGGCUCUCGUUCUUCAGAUCGAUAUUUUGUCGUGAAAAGCCUGACAGUAGAUGACCUUGAAUUCAGCAGGCAGAGUGGUAUCUGGGCCACUCAGGCACACAAUGAGAUCAACCUUAAUAAUGCUUUCGAGGCCACUGAUAAUGUAUAUUUGAUAUUUUCAGCGAAUAAAUCAGGAGAGUACUUUGGGUAUGCUCGCAUGUUGUCUCCGAUCAGGGACAACGAAGAGCUUGCUCUGGAAGUGCCACCACGUCUAGAGCGUGUACCGGGGACAACAGAUGAAAUGAAGACGAUCCCCACUGCAGCCACCUCAACGGCUCCCAAGGGACGUAUUAUUGAUGACUCUACCCGUGGCACCAUCUUCUGGGAAGUCGAGUCCUCCGAGGAUGAGAAUGACGAUGCCCGGAGUGAAAAAAGCACGGACAUCACACCCGAAGAGACUGAGCCUCAAGGACAAUACAUUGGGAAUCCAUUUCGUAUACAAUGGCUCUCUACUGAACGAGUGCCCUUCCAUCGGACACGCGGCCUCCGCAACCCUUGGAAUGCCAAUCGAGAAGUCAAGAUUGCUCGUGACGGGACCGAAAUAGAGCCGACUAUCGGCCGAAACCUGAUUCAGUUGUUCCACCAGGCCUCAACUUAA